Molecule: messenger RNA, 934 nt
Organism: Vespula vulgaris
Lineage: Eukaryota; Metazoa; Arthropoda; Insecta; Hymenoptera; Vespidae
Gene: cnir
Product: protein cornichon homolog 4
Exons: 5
Coding region: 360-830 (156 amino acids)
Biological process (GO): endoplasmic reticulum to Golgi vesicle-mediated transport
Cellular component (GO): COPII-coated ER to Golgi transport vesicle; endoplasmic reticulum membrane
Source: RefSeq, a predicted model, not a curated record
UAAUAACGAGUCUAGAUAUAAUUUUUUAAGGAUAAUGAACAGUCUUACGGGACAAAUAAAGCUUUUAUUAGAUUUAUAUUAUAUAAGAUAAUAUAUUCUUUUUGGACUCUUAGAAAGUCCUUGUCUAUGGUAACGACGAUAGAAAGUAUUCAGUAUCAGAACUAAAUUUUACAUGUCGUAUACUUUUAAAUUCCAUGAUGCAACACAGAGUGGCGUACAUGUUAGUGUCGACUUCUGUCGCGGUUACUGACUUGUGCUUUAUGAAAACUUACUGUGCAAAAAAUAGGCUGAGUGAUAUACUAAAGUAGAAGAAAAUAUUUAUGAGUGCGUGCAUUACUUAAAAUUGAUCUAUCUUCGCUAUGGGCUUGAUAUCAGAGCCAUUAUUAUUUGCCAUCGCUUUAAUUAAUACUGGAUCUGUGCUCUUUCUUUUAGUCUAUUUUAUUAUAACAUUAUCAGAUCUGGAAUGCGACUACUUAAACGCUCAGCAAUGUUGUUCAAAAUUGAAUGCGUGGGUCGUUCCAAAGUUAGUAUCGCAUACAUUUUUGAUAUUUUUGUUAUUAAUACAUGGUCAAUUAAUACUAACUUUGACGAACUUGCCAAUGACUCUUUGGUUAUUCUAUGAGUUUUUUGGUAUCCCUAGUGGAAAUAUGGGUGUAUAUGAUCCUACAGAAAUACAUAAUCGUGGAGAAUUGAGAAGACACACUAGGAAUUGUUUGAUCUAUCUUGGAUAUUAUUUAAUCUUAUUUUUUAUUUAUCUUUAUUGUAUGAUCAUUGCGUUAUUGAAAGGAGAUCCAAUAAACAGAAAUGCAGAUGAUCUGGUAGACUUCUAAACCAAAUAAAUUAUUCUCAUAUCUGUUUUAUACUUGUGAGAUAGUGCUGUAUGUAUAGCAAUGAUUUUUUGCAAUACAUUAAUCUCAUAUAUAUUGUUUAGAAA